CCACGCAGCCUCGUGCUGCAGCGCUGCGACCUGCUGUCGGGGCUGCGCGUGCACGGCGUCGUCUUCGAAGAUGACUCGCGCGCGCCCGCCGUCGCGCCCAUCCUCGACUUCCUGUCGGCUCAGACCUCGCUGCCCAUCGUGGCCGUGCACGGCGGAGCCGCGCUCGUGCUCACACCAAAGGAGAAGGGCUCCACCUUCCUGCAGCUGGGCUCCUCUACCGAGCAGCAGCUACAGGUCAUCUUUGAGGUGCUGGAGGAGUACGACUGGACGUCCUUCGUGGCGGUGACCACGCGUGCCCCCGGCCACCGCGCCUUCCUGUCCUACAUCGAGGUGCUGACCGACGGCAGCCUGGUGGGCUGGGAGCACCGCGGGGCUCUGACUCUGGACCCAGGCGUGGGCGAGGCCGUGCUGGGCGCGCAGCUUCGCAGCGUCAGUGCGCAGAUCCGUCUGCUCUUCUGCGCGCGCGAGGAGGCCGAGCCUGUGUUCCGGGCAGCCGAGGAGGCCGGCCUCACCGGGCCCGGCUACGUGUGGUUCAUGGUGGGCCCCCAGCUGGCCGGAGGCGGGGGCUCAGGGGCCCCCGGGGAGCCCCUUCUUCUGCCAGGAGGCUCCCCACUGCCCGCAGGGCUGUUUGCAGUGCGCUCAGCUGGCUGGCGGGAUGACUUGGCCCGGCGUGUGGCAGCUGGGGUGGCUGUGGUGGCCAGAGGUGCCCAGGCCCUGCUGCGAGACUACGGCUUCCUGCCCGAGCUGGGCCACGACUGCCGCGCCCAGAACCGCACCCACCGCGGGGAGAGUCUGCAUCGGUACUUCAUGAACAUCACCUGGGAUAACCGGGACUACUCCUUCAAUGAGGAUGGCUUCUUAGUGAACCCCUCCCUGGUGGUCAUUUCCCUCACCAGAGACAGGACUUGGGAGGUGGUGGGCAGCUGGGAGCAGCAGACUCUCCGCCUCAAGUAUCCGCUGUGGUCCCGCUAUGGCCGCUUCCUGCAGCCCGUGGACGACACGCAGCACCUCACGGUGGCCACGCUGGAGGAGAGACCCUUUGUCAUCGUGGAGCCUGCUGACCCCAUCAGCGGCACCUGCAUCCGAGACUCAGUUCCCUGCCGGAGCCAGCUCAACCGGACCCACAGCCCUCCACCAGACGCCCCCCGCCCGGAAAAGCGGUGCUGCAAGGGCUUCUGCAUUGACAUUCUGAAGAGACUGGCGCACACCAUCGGCUUCAGCUACGACCUCUACCUGGUCACCAACGGCAAACACGGGAAGAAGAUUGACGGCGUCUGGAACGGCAUGAUUGGGGAGCGACAGUCCAGGGUGGUGACCUUGUCCCGUGACGGGGACAGUCUGAGAGGUGGAACCCUGAGCUCCCAGAGGCGACACACAGUUGCUGAAUUCAUGACGCUACCUCCCUUGUCCCUAGAGCCCUACAGCCCCGCUGUGUGGGUGAUGAUGUUUGUCAUGUGCCUCACUGUGGUCGCCGUCACUGUUUUCAUCUUCGAGUACCUCAGUCCCGUGGGCUACAACCGCAGCCUGGCCACGGGCAAGCGCCCUGGCGGCUCAACAUUCACCAUUGGGAAAUCCAUCUGGCUGCUCUGGGCCCUGGUGUUCAAUAACUCGGUGCCUGUGGAGAACCCCCGGGGAACCACCAGCAAAAUCAUGGUGCUGGUGUGGGCCUUCUUCGCCGUCAUCUUCCUCGCCAGCUACACCGCCAACCUGGCCGCCUUCAUGAUCCAGGAGGAGUAUGUGGACACCGUGUCUGGGCUCAGUGACCGCAAGUUCCAGCGGCCCCAGGAACAGUACCCACCCUUGAAGUUCGGGACAGUGCCCAACGGGUCCACGGAGAAGAACAUCCGCAGCAACUACCCCGACAUGCACAGCUACAUGGUGCGCUACAACCAGCCCCGCGUGGAGGAGGCGCUCACGCAGCUCAAGGCAGGGAAGCUGGACGCCUUCAUCUAUGAUGCUGCGGUGCUCAACUACAUGGCCCGCAAGGAUGAGGGCUGCAAGCUGGUCACCAUCGGCUCCGGCAAGGUCUUCGCCACCACCGGCUAUGGCAUCGCCCUGCAUAAGGGCUCCCGCUGGAAGCGGCCCAUUGACCUGGCACUGCUGCAGUUCCUGGGGGACGAUGAGAUCGAGAUGCUGGAGCGGCUGUGGCUCUCCGGGAUCUGCCAUAACGACAAGAUCGAGGUGAUGAGCAGCAAGCUGGACAUCGACAACAUGGCCGGUGUCUUCUACAUGCUGCUGGUGGCCAUGGGCCUCUCCCUGCUGGUCUUCGCCUGGGAGCACCUGGUGUACUGGCGCCUGCGGCACUGCCUGGGGCCCACGCACCGCAUGGAUUUCCUGCUGGCCUUCUCCAGGGGCAUGUACAGCUGCUGCAGCGCCGAGCCUCGAAUCCGAGGUAUGACGCGGCCUGGGGGGGCCCGCCGUCCCUUCGGUCCGCGCAGGCCACAGCCCGAGGGGGCGCGCGCAGUGGACUGGACCCGCGUGGGUUGA
Fukomys damarensis (Damara mole-rat) is the source of this 2487-nucleotide messenger RNA. RefSeq names its product glutamate ionotropic receptor NMDA type subunit 2D (gene Grin2d). Gene Ontology annotation, biological process: long-term synaptic potentiation; excitatory postsynaptic potential; monoatomic ion transport. Lineage: Eukaryota; Metazoa; Chordata; Mammalia; Rodentia; Bathyergidae. Gene Ontology annotation, molecular function: NMDA glutamate receptor activity; transmitter-gated monoatomic ion channel activity involved in regulation of postsynaptic membrane potential. The annotation marks the transcript as partial. The record is from RefSeq and is a predicted model, not a curated record. Gene Ontology annotation, cellular component: postsynaptic density membrane; postsynaptic membrane; plasma membrane. The transcript has 13 exons.